CAAAGAUCAGCCACUGCCCAGUCCUCGAGGGGAGGGGGCAGCGAGCCGCUGACCAAGCUCAGGCCUCACACAGACCACCAGAUUCAAGGGCAUGGCUCUCGACCGGGUCCCGAGGAGGGUAGGAGUGGUGGGCUACGGCCGCCUUGGACAGUCCCUUGUUUCUCACCUGCUGACUCAGGGACCAGAACUGGGCCUAGAACUUGUUUUUGUCUGGAAUCGUGACCCAGGGCGAAUGGCAGGGAGUGUGCCCCCUUCCCUGCAGCUCCAGAACCUCGCUGCUCUUGGGGAGAGGCACCCUGACCUUGUGGUGGAAGUGGCCCAUCCAAAAAUAAUUCGGGAAUCUGGAGCACAAAUCCUGCGCUGUGCCAAUCUCCUGGUGGGAUCCCCCUCAGCCCUGGCUGACCAGGCCACAGAGCAGGAGCUCCUGGAGGCCUCGCACCGCUGGAACCACGCUGUGUUUGUGGCCCGGGGGGCCCUGUGGGGCACCGAGGACAUCACCAGAUUGGACGCAGCUGGGGGCCUCCAGAGUCUCCGCGUCACCAUGGCCACGCACCCCGAUGGCUUCCGGCUAGAGGGACCGCUGGCUGCAGUACCCAGCACUGGGCGUCGCACUGUGCUCUAUGAAGGCCCCAUCCGUGGACUCUGCCCCUUUGCCCCCCGCAACUCCAACACCAUGGCGGCUGCCGCACUGGCUGCCCCCAGCCUGGGCUUUGACGGCGUGGUUGGGGUGCUUGUGGCAGAUCUCAGCCUCACAGACAUGCACGUGGUGGACGUGGAGCUGAGUGGACCCCCAGGCCCCACGGGGCGAAGGUUUGCUGUGCACACCCACAGAGAGAAUCCUGCUGAGCCCGGCGCUGUCACGGGCUCUGCCACUGUUACCACCUUCUGGCGCAGCCUCCUGGGCUGCUGCCAGCUCCCCUCCAGGCCGGGGAUCCAUCUCUGCUGAGAAGCCGCCUCCUUCCCUAGCGGACACCUUCGUCUCAUUUACGUCCCCCCACCACCGCCCUGGCCUCGGUUACCCCCGACCUCCCUGCUGUCUCAGUAAAUAUUGGAGGCUCUUCUCCCUGCAUGGUCUG
Molecule: messenger RNA, 1076 nt
Organism: Lontra canadensis (Northern American river otter)
Lineage: Eukaryota; Metazoa; Chordata; Mammalia; Carnivora; Mustelidae
Gene: ASPDH
Product: aspartate dehydrogenase domain containing
Exons: 7
Coding region: 92-946 (284 amino acids)
Biological process (GO): NAD+ biosynthetic process
Molecular function (GO): NADP binding; L-aspartate dehydrogenase [NAD(P)+] activity
Source: RefSeq, a predicted model, not a curated record